AUGACCAACGGUGCCGCAGAGAAGAAGCACCUAGUGCCACUUCUUGAGUUCUUGCGUUUUGCAUCUGAGCACAGCAGGAGUGAACCAGCCAGAUUUCCAAAGCGGAUCAAUGGUGUUAGUCAGGCGAUAUCUGAGUCGUCUGAUUCCGGUGUAGAUCCAGAUUCGCUCUCGCUGCCGCGUGAAUUUCAUGGCGAGGUUACCUACAGCAGCAGCAAUGACAGGUCUUCAUCCGCAUCGCGCGACAACGCUGUUUUUAUGUCAUCAACUCAAGAACGACGAAAGCGGAGCCGCUCUGUUGAUGAGAUCUCGGAGUCGAUAGUGGGCUCGACUGUGCCUAUGGACUGUGAGCUUGACGUCAUGACUGCCGGAAAGGGCUGUGUCACAUCGAAAUACUUUGACUUUUCACUGCUGGAUCUUGGUGUACAGCCGAUAAUCGCAUCAGCUGUGAGUGUGCUUACCAAAGACGUCGCAAAGCAAGUACAAGGUAUGAGGUGCUGCUACGUGCUUCCUGGUACUUCUAUGGUUGUGACAGGUGAUAUUGUUGAUGUCAGUGUGGCCUCAGAAACAGUUCUUGUUUCUCCUGACCGCGGAUUACGAGUCGGUCUGGAAUGGAUCUCUAUUCGGCGAGUUUUCCAGGUGCCAAAGAACAUAUUGGCCGUGCGGGGAGAAGCGGCGUUACGAAUUCAGCGCAUCAUCGAUGCAGAGCGGCGAGGGGAGAAGACACCAAGGUUUUCCCCUGUUCAGCUGGCUGAAAGCGCAGAGGACGCAUCAUCCUCUGAGUCAUCCAUCAGCCAUGAGGAAUUGUAG
Molecule: messenger RNA, 807 nt
Organism: Leishmania braziliensis MHOM/BR/75/M2904
Lineage: Eukaryota; Euglenozoa; Kinetoplastea; Trypanosomatida; Trypanosomatidae
Exons: 1
Coding region: 1-807 (268 amino acids)
Source: RefSeq, a predicted model, not a curated record